Molecule: messenger RNA, 7150 nt
Organism: Anolis sagrei ordinatus
Lineage: Eukaryota; Metazoa; Chordata; Lepidosauria; Squamata; Anolidae
Gene: ARHGEF26
Product: Rho guanine nucleotide exchange factor 26
Biological process (GO): activation of GTPase activity
Molecular function (GO): protein binding; guanyl-nucleotide exchange factor activity
Source: RefSeq, a predicted model, not a curated record
CCAGGAGGGAGGCUGGCCCAGAGGAAGCGGGAGCGGCCGGCCGGUGCGUCCCGGAGCAGAAGCCGCCUUGGGAAAGACGGAAGGCCACUGCGACGCCCUCCUCGCCCGAAAGACCAACGCUUGGCGAGGAGGGCGAGAGGGAGCUUUGGGCAAAGGGGAGGGGGUUCCUUCCGACUCCUUACGACGCCUCCCGAUUCCUCCCGGAGUGAAGCGGGCGGCCGCGCGCUUGAAAUGAGGACAGAUUGCACUCCUGAUGUCCAGUUGACUUUAUCUAUUGGAAUGGAUGGACAAAAUGAAGUGGAUUUUUCCAAUAAUAACAUUGCACCACUGUGGAGGAGAAGAUCUGCACACCAACUCCAUUUGCAUGCAAAGAACAAACCUAGGCCCCAAUCCUACCAGAGUUCCACCGGGGUCCUCUUCACUGAUUUUCCUGUAGAAGACAGAGAGACAUUCACUUUAACUCAGCGUGCAGAAACAAUUACUUCUCCAGACAGCAAAUCCAUUCAAAGAAAUCCUCAACGUUUUGGCUGCAGUUUUGAUUCUUUGCCAAAUGGCAAGGUUCAAUUUUCAGAGUGUAAAACUGUCUCCCCAAGGCUUUCUGAACAGUCUCCUCAGGCGUUGAAAAUAGGUCCAAACAAGUCUAUAAAUUUUACAGCUAAUGGUUCAGCAGGCAGUAAUCUGGUUAACCGAGGAAGGGUUUCCAAUCAGACUGCACAGAUUCCUGAGCUGGGUCAAACUGCUUGCAUAUCAGGUCUUGGAUUAUCACUUACAGAAGUCAUGCAUUCACCAAAUAACAACACAACUGCUGCCUUUGUGUUACAACCCAGCCAACUUUCUAAAAACUCAGAGCAGACAUCUGCCAGCCUAUCUGCUUCCUUGGAGCAACAGCAUCUGCCUCUCCAAAGAAUACCAUCAAAUCAGAAUGAGAUUACAGAAACACCACCUGUGGUGCUGAGCACAAAUAGUCCCGUUGCCUUAAAAGUGGGAAAGCAGCAGAUCAUCCCUAAGAGUUUAGCUUCUGAAAUAAAAGUAACCAACAAAGCCAACAGUCAAAAUGUGGAACCAAACAGAAGAGUUCUGAAGGUUCGUAGUAUGGUGGAGACCCCUGGCAUGCCUUUAGUAGCUGGUGGAGAUGAAGCAACAGAUGGUGACAAGGAAAGCCCAGGAAUACUGAGACGUAGUUUGCGGUCCACUUCAUAUCGCCGUGCUGUUGUGAGUGGCGUUGAUUUUGACAGCUCUGCCAACUUUAAGAUAAAAAACAGGAUGUCUCAACCGGUGCUGAAGGCAGUCCUGGAGGACAAGGAGAAAUUUUCCAGCUUAGGAAGAAUAAAGAAGAAAAUGCUGAAAGGACAAGGGACCUUUGAUGGAGAAGAAAAUGCUGUGUUAUAUCAGAACUACAAAGAAAAAGCUCUUGAUAUAGAUUCUGAUGAAGAGUUGGAAUCAAAAGAACACAAGUCAAAUGAAAAAAUAGUUAUUCAAUAUAAACCUUUGAGAUCAACAUGGAGUCAGUUGUCUGCGGUGAAGAGAAAUGGCUUAUCCCAGACCAUCAGCCAAGAAGAAAGAAAAAGACAAGAGGCUAUAUUUGAAGUAAUAUCUUCAGAACAUUCAUACUUACUUAGCCUGGAGAUUUUGAUUCGGAUGUUUAAAAACUCUAAAGAACUAGCUGCUACAAUGACAAAGACAGAAAGCCAUCACCUCUUUUCCAAUAUUGCUGAUGUGUGUGAAGCAAGUAAGAAGUUCUUUAAGGAGCUUGAAGCAAGACAUCAGAACAACAUAGUCAUAGAUGACAUAAGUGAUAUUGUAGAAAAACAUACUACCUCAACUUUUGAUCCUUAUGUGAAAUAUUGCACAAAUGAAGUCUACCAGCAGAGAACGCUCCAGAAAUUACUAGCUACUAAUCCAGCCUUCAAGGAAGUGCUGUCACGGAUUGAGUCCCAAGAAGAAUGUAGGAAUCUACCUAUGAUUUCUUUCCUUAUUCUCCCAAUGCAGCGGGUCACACGGCUUCCGCUGCUGAUGGAUACUAUUUGCCAGAAAACACAUAAAGACUCACCAAAAUACGAAGUUUGCAAGCGAGCUUUAAAAGAAGUUAGCAAGUUGGUUCGCCUCUGCAAUGAAGGUGCUCGAAAAAUGGAAAGGACUGAAAUGAUGUAUACAAUCAACUCCCAGCUGGAAUUCAAAAUCAAGCCAUUUCCGCUGGUUUCCUCUUCCCGGUGGCUAGUGAAACGGGGUGAAUUAAUGGCCUUUGUGGAAGACACAGGACUUUUCUCUAAAAGAACCUCUAAGCAACAAGUUUACUUCUUCCUCUUUAAUGAUGUCCUCAUCAUCACAAAAAAGAAAAGUGAAGAGAGCUACAAUGUCACAGACUAUUCCUUAAGGGAUCAGCUGUUAGUUGAACAGUGUGACAGUGAAGAGCUGCAUUCCUCUCCUGUAAAAAACAGCACACCUAUUCUUUACUCUCGGCAGAGUUCUCCAAAUCACCUCUUCAGAUUAAAUGUCCUAAGUAACCAUGCAGGAGAGAAGAUUGAACUGCUGCUGGGAACUGAAACUCAAAAUGAACGGGCUCGCUGGAUAACUGCACUUGGUCAGAGCAAUGAUAGACGGAGUAUGGAUAGGACAACCCUGACCCAAGUGGAAGUCAUCAGGUCCUAUACUGCCAAGCAGUCAGAUGAACUCUCCCUCCAAGUUGCUGAUGUAGUUCUCGUCUAUCAGAAAGUGAAUGAUGGUUGGUAUGAAGGAGAGCGAUUGCGUGAUGGGGAAAGAGGCUGGUUCCCAAUGGAAUGUGCCAAGGAAAUCACCUGUCAAGCCACCAUUGAGAAAAACAUGGAAAGAAUGGGUCGCUUGCUAGGCUUGGAAACAAAUGUAUAGACUCGGUUCUAAUAACCACACUCCAGGAUUUGCACUCAAUGAGAUCCAUGGCAUCUUGGUCUCCGCCAGAUGGUCAGUUUGCAGCAAUAGCAUGUGAAGAAGGUAUCACAGAUAUCUGUACUGAUUAAACGUCAAAACAUCUAUUAAGCAAUUGCAUGGAAAUAAGAGCAGCUUAAUAAAAGUCAGUAGCAUUUUAAAGCAAUAAACUAUUUUUAAUUAAAUUGUAAAUCUCCAUUUGUAAAGUUUGUAACAGAAUGAUCUUUUGGAUUUCCACAUUGCCCAAACCACUGUUAAAUUUUAAUUCGGAUGUACCUGUGUACUAGAGCUUUCUUAUUUUUCCUUUCAUUUUAGUUUACUGGACUAGUUCUGUUUCUGUGUAAGUGCCUUAACUUAGCAAGCAGCGAUGAUAUGCAAAGCCUGCUUCCAUACAUGCGUUAUUCUGGUGCACAACCAGUGAUGUCUGUGCCUCUUUUGAUCUGAACUAGAGCUGCAGUGUGGCUGUUGAGUAGAAUCUGUGGAGCAUUAAUUAGAAGUAUAUCCCACUAAAGUCCCACACAACAUAUAUUGAUAGCUUUCCACUGUAUGGUUCAGGCACCUCUAUAUUAACACCUUCCAUAGACAGAAAAAGAAGACAUCCAACAGGGAAGUAAAUAAAUGCAGUAGUCCAUAACAUCAUAAAGUUGACAAAAUUUCAGUUUGUUUGAAAGUAUGUAAGUGGACCCUUCUUUUCUGCUGGUAUCUAUAGAAGGUUCCCAGCACCUCCUGUAGAUAAAAUCCAUAGGUGCUCAAGUCUCAUUAUAUAUAAAGGGGCACAGUAAAAAAAAUUAUCCCUUUAUAAAGUGGCAAAAUCCAGGUUUACCUUUUGGAUUUUUGUUUGUAGGUUUGUUUUGGAAUGUUUUAAAGACAUGAAUGGUUAAGUCUGUGGAUGGGGGGGAGGGGGUGACUAUACAAAGUUCUGAUCAAUUGGCAGCUGGUAGUGGAAUAGUUUUGUUUUAAUCUUAUUAGCAAACAUUGGGUUAUUCAGAAGUAAAGACUUCCUCUUUCCAUUUAGUAAGCAAAAGAAACCUAGCUGAGUCAGCAAGGGUGUGGCAGGAGACACCCAACUCUGCUAGAUCUCAAGACACAAGUAGAAGAUAUUAACACAACAAUCCAGCAAAGUAGAAGUGCCUACUAUUGCUAAUCUUGGGCAAUCGGUAUGCACAUUUUACAUUGGCCAUUUUUGUUUGGGUUUAGAUUAUAUACACUAGGUUGCAUCAAUAGAAGGACAGUGUCUAGAUCGAAGAAAAUAAUAGUUCCACUGUUUUCUGCUUUGGUCAGAUCUUAGACCUAGAAUAUUGUGUUUAGCUCUGGGCACCACAAUUCAAGAAGGAUGUUGACAUACUGGAACAUGUCCAGAGAAGGGUGUCAAGGUUCUAAAAGCUAGGCCCUGUGAGAAGUGUUCGAAGGAGCUAGGUAUGUUUAGUUUGGAGAAAAGAUGACAGAGGAGACAUGAUAGCUAGCUAUGUUUAAAUAUUUGAAAGGAUGCCACAUUGAGGAGGAGGCAAGCUUAUUUUUUGCUACUGUAGAGAAUGGGGCAAUGGAUUCAAAUUGCAGGAAAAGAAAUUUUACCUAUACAUUUGAAAGACCUUCCUGAUAUUAAGAGAUGUUUGGCAGUAGAAUAUGCUGCUUUAGGGUGUGGCGGAGUCUCCUUUUCCGGAGGUUUUUAAGCAGAGGCUGGGUUAUCAUCUGGUUUGAUUGUGUUUUGCUGCAUGGCAGAGAGUUGGACUGGAUGGCCCUUGUGGUCUCUUCCGCCUCUUGCCUUUAAGUUAUUUAUGUUUUAGAGAGACCCUAAGGUCAACUAUCGCAGGACUUCCUUGGCCAAUUUUUUUUAUUACAUUUGUCAUUGCCUUGCUUUAAGUCUGAGAAAGUAUGGCUUCCAUAAGAUGGCUACAUGGGGAUUGGAAUCCUGAUUUCCCAGCACUCAAACCACUACAUCACGCUGAUACUUAGACAUAGUUGAAUAUCUUUGAGUGAAUUCAUUAGAUUUCUACUGGUCACCCCAGCUUUCUAAAAAUUGUCUUAGCUUUUGUUUCUUCUCUUUUGUUUGUUACUGAAGAAUCAUUGCAAAUGCUGUGAACUAAUAAUUGGUGGUAAUAUUAUGUUCUGCUGCAAAUGCAGCGAACUUGAUUUCAGGUUCAUUUCAUGUUUCUCAGCUGCAGUGAGCGUACGUUCUACAAACUCACAUUCAACAAGAUUGGUUGCUUGAUCAUUUGAUCAGUUGUUUUCUUCAUUUGCCUAUGCUUUUUGGUGUUAACUGUACCAACUGAUUUGGUUGUCAAGUCAUGGUCACAAACUCUGCAGUCAGAAAAGUGUGUGUCCAAUUUCUUUUGUGUUUAUUUGCUUUCACGUCACCUUCCAUCACACUAAAAAAUCACAGAAAACAUAAGAGAAGAAAUGAUCUAAACAGUAACUGAGAGUCUGAAAACUGCUUUCCCCUUACCUUCCUUUUUGGGGCCAAAUCACCUCCACAUUUAGACCCCUCAGUCAUUGGUUUGGCAGUGACAGCAGAUCACCAGAGACAUUUUUAAAGCACAUAGAAAAACUUAGGACUUAAGUUAUAGUUGUCAUAUAUGUGGGGAUUUUUCAGUUCAGUACUGAAGCUAGUAAAACUGGAAAAAGCUAGUAGCUGUGUUGAGCAUAAAAUAAACUCCAACACAUAUAUUGUGGUGAUAACUUUAUUAGGCCCAGUAAAAGUUCCAAAAAUCACCACAUGACCUUUCCAUGAUCAUAGACAUUCUUAGUAAAUAUGAUUUUUUUUAAAGCAUGCAGAGAAGGAAAGUGAUAAAUGUUAAGAUUACGGUCCUGAACUCUGCCAUGCAAGGGGAGUAAACACAGUUCAAUCCUCAUUCAUUUACACAAUAUACCUCAUACAUACCUUAUGAUAUCAUGAGUAUACAAUGUUAAUGCUUCAUAUGUUUAAAAGAAUAGGAGAAAGUGCCUUGUUUCUCAGAGUUUCAUUAUGCUAAAUUAAAUAAGGAAUUGACACCUUUUUGAUGCAGUGGUGGGUCAUAACAAGGACUAUCAGUCUUUGGACUAGCUGUUAGAAGGGGAUAGAAGUGCAUCAUCUAUCUAAACUACAUAUUAUGGUAAUUACAUGUUGUCCCAAGUUUUUUUCUGAUUUAUAGUGACCCUAAGGUUGCCUUGGCAAGAUUUGUUCGUGGGGGUGGAGCUUCCCUUUUCUUCUUCUGAGUCUAUGAGAGUAUGACCUCAUAGUUGGUUUCCAUGGCAGAAGGGUAAUUUGAACCCUAGUCUCCAGAGUCAUAGUCCAAUGCUCAAAUGCACCAUGCUGGCUGUCUUGAAAAGUAUAUUUUCAACACUUUAAGUCAUUAAAUUCAAUAAGGAUCAGUAUGUACGAUAUGCCAAGACCAAAAAAAGGAAGAUACUGUUCUCAUCACUGCUUUGGAACUUUUUGCUUGGUUCCCCUGGAAACAAAAAGCUAACACACGAAGGCUGUUUUGAAGCAUUGUGAGAUUAACAGCAUUUGCCAAGUCUGGAUUUGAGAAUUCAUAAGCAUGCUGUUAUCACAUUGAUACUUGUACACUUAACAUUGUUCGAAGAUCUUGAAGAACUUAACAGUUCAGGGAUGUGUUUUUAAUAAUGUCAGAUGAGCCUUUUCCAAUAUUGUCCCGUUGUCAGCAGAGAGAAAAUGAUUUUCCUCAAUUUGUUACAAAGCAGAUCUGUUAGCCCUUGCUCCAUGGAUUGGGCAUUUAUGAUAACUAGCUGCCUAUCAACUGAGGCUCUUGGUCUGUGGCCAAAGUGCGCUUUCUUAUCUUUCCUCAGGAGGGGGAGACCUGUCAUGAUUGCAUUGCCUACUGAAGGACUCAUUAUAAAUAUCUACUUCGGAGUCUGACAGCAAUUUAUGUUGUCAGGCGAAGAUGUAAAUAGGAAUUAAUUUGUAAUUGCAUUUGUAAUUAAUUUAUAAAUAGCAAUUAAUUUGCAUUGCAUUUCCUUUUUAUGUAAAUAGGCAUGACAUUUUCUACACCAUGUAUUAUAAGGAACUUUGUCCUUUCUUUGCACUGCUUGUCACUCAAUAGAAAUUGCAAAAAUAGCAAACUGUGAUAAAACUUUUUCCAAGUGGAUGAAAAUCUGUGUACUGUAAUGUUUAUAUAAUGUAACAGACGGUGAAUAUUUGUGUAGUUCCAUGUAUACAUUCCUCUUGCACAUAGUAGUCACAAUGCAGGUGCUGAAAUCCCUGCAUAAGGCAACUGAAGUAUCCAAAUGUACAGGAAGUAUGUAUGUUGUUUUU